Molecule: messenger RNA, 207 nt
Organism: Rotaria sordida
Lineage: Eukaryota; Metazoa; Rotifera; Eurotatoria; Philodinida; Philodinidae
Source: the annotation of a GenBank genome assembly
AUGUUAGAUCGAUAUGCAGAACUUCUUGAAAAUCGAUUAAGUCUUCGUUUUAUGGCUCGAUUGUCAUUCACUGAUCAAAUGCGUGCUCAACGAGAAUAUAAUCUAGUUAAAUCAAUUCAACGAAAAUUAGGAAAAGGACAACUUAUUUUACGUGUAUGUGACAAAAGUGGUGGUUUACAUCUAAGUACAAAAAGUGAUUAUGAAUGA